Capsicum annuum is the source of this 2349-nucleotide messenger RNA. Its product is annotated as probable galacturonosyltransferase 9. Gene Ontology annotation, molecular function: polygalacturonate 4-alpha-galacturonosyltransferase activity. NCBI's taxonomy places the organism in Eukaryota, Viridiplantae, Streptophyta, Magnoliopsida, Solanales, Solanaceae. The record is from RefSeq and is a predicted model, not a curated record. The coding region runs from base 423 to 2045 and encodes 540 amino acids. The transcript has 3 exons.
UAAAUAAUUUAAAACGGGAAUACAUCAGAAAAGAAAGUUCAGGUGUUAUUUCUGGAAAAGUUUAUUUUAUUUUCAUUAUUUUAAAAUCUUCCCUUUCAUUUCAUUGAAUAUGCUUUUUCAUCUUUACUACGAGUAUCAAUCGCGUUAGAUCCCGAGUUGAUUGAAAUUCCAAAAAUAGAAAAGAAAAACCACCGACGCAGGGGAAAAACAUUGGGAUAGUCUCCAUCUUCAACUGUCUUAGCUUCAGAUCUCAUUUAAUCAACUCCACUAACCCAAUCAUAAUCCACAUUAAUUCCCUAUUAAUCUUCCACUUAAAUAAUUGAACUCAAUCCACAUUCCAAAUUGCAUAUGUAGUUAUACAGAUUCAGUGCAGAUUUGUCACAUUAUCAAUUAGAUCAGUCGGAGUGAGAUCUGAAAAAAAAAUGGCGGUUGCAGUCCGAGGAGGCCGUGGCGGCGGAUCGGCACUUCGGAAUUUCUUCUCAUACCGAAUCUUCGUCUCCGCUAUGUUUACUUUACUCUUUCUCGCUACUCUCUCCGUCCUCUUCUCCUCUCACCACGAUUCCACUACGUCAUUUGUGGGACUGAGUUCAGAUCCAUUGAAGACUAGGUUAGAUUUAAUACAUAAACAAGCAACUGAUCAUAUAGCGCUUGUGAAUGCCUAUGCUGCAUAUGCAAGGAGGCUGAAGUUGGAGAUUUCUAAGCAGCUUAAGAUGUUUGAAGAUUUGGCACAGAAUUUUUCUGAACUUCAGUCGAGGCAAAAUUAUCGCUCGACUUUGUUUGAUACUGAUGGACCUCUGGAGGAGGACUCCUUGAAACAGUUUGAGAAGGAGGUUAAGGAUAAGGUCAAGUUUGCUAGGUUAUUGAUUGCUGACUCGAAAGAGUCUUAUGAUAAUCAAUUGAAAAUACAGAAGCUGAAGGACACAAUAUUUGCUGUUAAUGAGUUGUUCGUGAAGGCAAAGAAGAAUGGAGCUUUUGGCAGCUUGAUUGCUGCUAAAUCAACUCCAAAGAGUUUGCAUUGUCUUGCUAUGCGACUUAUGGAGGAGAGAAUCUCACAUCCUGAAAAAUAUAGGGAUGAGGACCCGGAACCUGAAUUUGAGGAUCCUACUCUGUAUCAUUAUGCCAUAUUUUCAGAUAAUGUUAUUGCAGUAUCCGUGGUUGUGAAUUCGGUGAUAAAGAAUGCAGAGGAGCCGUGGAAACAUGUGUUCCAUGUUGUUACUGAUAGGAUGAAUCUAGCUGCAAUGAAAGUGUGGUUUAAGAUGAGGCCUAUUCAACAAGCUCACAUUGAAAUCAAAUCUGUUGAGGAUUUUACAUUCUUAACUCCUUCCUAUGUUCCAGUGCUCAAGCAACUUGAGUCAGCAAAGUUGCAGAACUUUUACUUUGAAAACAAUGCUGAGAAUGCCACGAAAGACGUGAACAACAUGAAAUUUAAGAAUCCAAAGUACUUGUCGAUGUUAAAUCACUUAAGAUUUUAUUUGCCGGAGAUGUAUCCAUCACUUCACCGGAUUUUGUUUUUGGAUGAUGAUGUUGUGGUUCAGAAGGAUUUGACUGCAUUGUGGACAAUUGAUUUGGAUGGGAUGGUCAAUGGGGCAGUUGAAACCUGCUUUGGAUCUUUUCAUCGUUAUUCUCAGUACUUGAAUUUCUCUCACCCACUUGUUGGGGAAAAGUUCAACUCUAAGGCAUGUGCCUGGGCGUUUGGGAUGAACAUUUUUGAUCUUGAUGCUUGGAGGCGUGAAAAAUGCACUGAGCAGUAUCACUACUGGCAGAAUUUGAAUGAGGAUCGGACAUUGUGGAAAUCAGGAACUCUUCCAGCUGGGCUGAUGACCUUCUACUUGAAAACCAAAUCGCUGGAUAAGUCGUGGCAUGUACUCGGCCUUGGGUACAAUCCAAGUGUAAGCAUGGAUGAAAUCCACAAGGCUGCUGUGAUCCACUAUAAUGGGGAUAUGAAGCCUUGGUUGGACAUAGCCUUGAAUCAAUACAAGGAGCUAUGGACUAAAUAUAUUGAUUCCGAAAUGGAAUUUGUGCAGAUGUGCAAUUUUGGCGUGUAGAGGAGCACACUGUUACGCCUCAGCAACAAUGAGGUAACAGAUACUAAAGCACACUCAUUGUUCAUCUGAAUACUUGAAAAUAUAUUUUCAUCCAGAGCGAAGCUCAGGCUGUUGAUUCUGUCUACAGUAUCUCUCAAAUUUGUCGUCUUGUUACUUAUUGUAACUUAAAAAAGGUCAAUUCAAGCGAUCAGCUUUUGUAGACAGUGAAGUGAUUCUUUUGUAAGGGACUUUUAGCACGUACAAUGGGUUCAGUGACUAAUUAAGAGAUUUUGAAACCAUUAAUGCAUUUAUAUAUUUGCCACUA